AUGGAGCGAGUCGCAGAUGUUAGCGUCAUCAUUUGCGGCUACGUGGAGAUGAUCUUGGACGCCUUGUCCUCUGAGGCGAUCGUGGCGAGCUUUGGCAUUCUCCGACUGCUACGCCUGGCGCGCGUCAUGCGGCUGCUGCGGCUGCUGCGAAAGAGUCGUGCCCUGCGAGAGCUGCAGAAGCUGGUGAUAAUGAUGUCUACCUGCAUGAAGGCUUUGAUUUGGUCCUUCAUCUUCUGCUUCGUCAUUAUGACGGUAUGGGCGAUGCUGAUGGUUGAGAUGGUACAUCCCAUCAUUCAGGACUUGUACAAAGACAAUCCAGGAAUCUUCGGAGAUUGCGAGCAAUGUUUGCGAGCAACUCAAUCUGUGAUGGAUGCGAAUUUGUUACUCUUCAAGACGGUCAUCGCGGGGGACUCAUGGGGCUUGAUCGCAGUUCCUGUCAUUGAGAAACAUCCUGCCACGGCCAUCAUCUUCGUUGGUUCCUUGCUGACCUUGGUUUUCGGAGUAUUGAACUUGAUCGUGGCAGUCGUGGUUGAUACCUUCGCUGAUGCGAGGGACAGAGACAUUUUAAACUUGGCGGAAGAGAUGGAACAAGAUAUGGAAGCAGACAAGAGAUUCCUGGAACGGAUCUUCAAUCGUAUUGACGUGGAAAAAUCCGGCCAUCUGAGUUUGGAGCAGCUGGUUGAUGGUGCCCGGAAAGAUGCGGAGUUCCAGAGUCGUUUGCGGGUCAUGGACAUCGAUGAGAUGGAUUUGGCCCAACUCUUUGAUAUGAUCGACACAGACGGCAGCGGCUUCAUCGAGAGCAACGAAUUCAUCCGUCCGCUGUCACGCUGGGUGCACGACAGCAAGACGGCGCCACGAUUCAUUAAAUACAACUUGAUGCGCACCAUGCAGCAACAGGAAGAGAUUCAAGCUGCGCAGUCAGCCUUGAAAGAGAGCAUCGAGAAGAACUUCAACGCGAUCUCCGAACGAAUGGAUUUGAUCUCCCAACCGUCCAGCCCCUUGAUCACCCGGAGUGCCAUUCCUCGAGAUCUCUCCGCUCCCGGUUACCGGUGGCAACACGUGGAGACGCAACCCAUGGAAGCGGUGCUCUCGCGGCGGGAUGAAGGUGUGGAGCAACCACAUCCCUCCAAAAAAGUCACCACCUUGGUGCAGAAGAUGGAAGAAUCUGAGGCAAAUCUCCAAGAGUCCAUAAAUCGCUUGGAAGAUCUGGUAAUGAAAGCCACCGAGUCGGCCCUAAAGGAUUCCACAGACCUCAUAGGUCACAUGCUAUUGGAGAAGCUGAAAAGCUCGCCUAUCAGUGAGGAGCUGCACUUUGCCUGGCCCUCCACAACAAGUCGCGCUGCCGCACUGCAUGCUGUGCCGGCACCAGAUGCUGUGCCAGUUGUGGAUCUCCUCACCGACGACCGUGACCAGCUCGGAACUGCUCGGCUUCGCCGCGUCGGUUGGCGCACGCUGCUGCCAGCAGUGCUCGGACUGUUUGCCUUGGUGACGCUGGCAGUUUCAAGACAGCAACUGCCGGAGCCUACGGGUUCCACGGGCUCAACGGGCACUCAAGUCGCGCACGUGCACGUGACCGACCUGGAUGCCUCUGUGCAAUCCAAGAAGGCUCCCCAGUUGCCUGAAGGAACUGCACCAUACUCUCGUUCCACGGUGAGUUUGCCGAGCUCUGCUUCGAAUGCCAGCAAACUUCUACCAGUCGUGAUGUUUCAUGGAGCAGCAGAGUCUGAGAAGGAGUUCAUCCAGGUGAAUCACUGGAUUCGAUCUGAACACCCAGGAACCUUCACUGUGCUGGUGAACCUCUUCACGGGCACCAACAGCUUCAGUCCACUGGAGGAGCAAGUUGGAGGGCUCUAUGGGUACCUCAGUCGGCUGGUGGAGGACUUCCCUGAACAGUUUCAUCAUGGCUACAACCUGCUUUGCCAUUCCCAGGGCGCGCUGGUGUGCCGCGUGGCCGUGCAGGUCAUGGAUCAUCACCGGGUGGUGAAUUUUAUCUCCCUGGCUGGACCUCAGAUGGGCGUCUAUGGCACGACCUGGCUGGAAUCUGCUCAGCCCUUCUUGGAGAAAAAUCUGCCAAUCCCUCCGUUGCCACAGUUCAUCCCAACCUCCAUCAUGUCGAUGGGCGCCGACAUCCUGGCCAGCAACUUUCACACCUUCGCCUACGGAUCGCUCCAAAACUCCAGCUCGUUAGCCAAUUUGUGGCACGACCCCUUGCAUGAGGAAGACUACCUGAAAGGAAAUGCCUUUCUGCCUCGUGCCAACGGCGAAGUGGGCCGCGGCAGUGUCGGCAAAGGCAACUUUGUGAAGUUGAGGAAAGCCGUGUUUCUGGUUGGCAGUUUCCAAGAUCGCGACUACGACUCAAAACUGGGCUUGGAACCAUGGCAAUCUGGAAUCUUUGGCUUCUACAAACCAGGCACGGAUGACGAACUUCUUCCGAUGAAGAAGCAGAAGCUCUUCCGUGAGGACGCCUUUGGCCUCCGCACCUUGCACGACAGUGGCAGACUGCAUGUGGAAGCGGUGCCCAACGUGGAGCAUGGCGAAUGGCUCUCUUCGCGAAAGGUCUUCCAAAGCAGCUGGGCCGCGGCACUUUCUUUGGAUAAAGCCGUAGAGAAUACCGCCAUCAAAAGCAUAGAGAUUUAG
Cladocopium goreaui is the source of this 2637-nucleotide messenger RNA. The record is from the annotation of a GenBank genome assembly. Lineage: Eukaryota; Dinophyceae; Suessiales; Symbiodiniaceae.